Molecule: messenger RNA, 1653 nt
Organism: Synchiropus splendidus (mandarinfish)
Lineage: Eukaryota; Metazoa; Chordata; Actinopteri; Syngnathiformes; Callionymidae
Product: solute carrier family 22 member 7-like
Exons: 10
Coding region: 1-1620 (539 amino acids)
Biological process (GO): transmembrane transport
Cellular component (GO): membrane
Molecular function (GO): transmembrane transporter activity
Source: RefSeq, a predicted model, not a curated record
AUGAACUACGACAAAUUAAUCUCGGAGAUUAACGGAUUUGGAAGAUUCCAAAUAGCAUUAAUUUUGAUUCAGUUUUUCUCUCGCAUCACGAUGCCGUGCCACUUUUUGCUCAAUAAUUUCAUGGCAGCGACUCCUGCUCACCACUGUGACAUCAAUCUGCUGGAAAACUACACAGAAUUUCUUAACCUGACCCUGGAUCAGAAAGAGGCUGCUGCUAUUCCCACUGAGCUCGAUGGAAGCCGGAGCUCAUGCAGGAUGUUUUCCAAGCCUCAGUUUCACAUCUCCCACAACAGCAGCAGCAACGCUCCGACCGCUGCGUGUCAGAAUGGCUGGGUAUACGACAACAGCACCUUUGAAUCAACUUUGGUCACAGAGUGGGACCUUGUGUGUGACAAGAAAGCCAUGAACAAGGCAACCGCCACCCUUUUCUUCAUUGGCGUCAUGUGUGGAGCCCCUUUAUUUGGGUUUUUAAGCGACAGGUUUGGCCGGCGACCGCUGCUGUUGGUGUCCUAUUUGUCCUCCAUGACGUUUGCCGUCCUCAGCGCCUUCUCCUCCUCCUACGUCAUGUUCGUGAUCAUGAGGUUUUUCACCGGCAUGUGCUUGGCAGGAAUCAGCAUCAUCUCAAUCGUUUUAAAUGUCGAGUGGUGCAGCAUAGAACGGAGAACAUUUUCAGCCAUAAUCUGCAGUCUGGACUGGACCAUUGGAAACUGGAUCCUUGUUGCAAUUGCAUACUGCGUGAAUGAGUGGCGCCCCCUCAUUUUGGCAGUGACCUCACCUUUAAUAUUGUCUGUCAUUGCGUGGAGGUGGCUCCCAGAGUCUGCUCGGUGGCUUGUGGCCAACGGGAGAGUGGAUGAAGCCCAUCAUUACAUCAUGCAAUGUGCUAAAAUGAACGACAGGUUAAAGAACGUGGCUUCCAUCACUCCCAUGAUGCUGGUGGAGUCUGUUGAAGUUCAAAGAGGCGACAGGACGUACACCACCGUGGACCUGUUUAGAACCACAAACAUAAGAAGGCUUGCCAUUUGCUCUGGCAUUGUUUGGUUUGGCGUGGCAUUCACCUAUUACGGGAUCAGUCUGAAUAUCAGCGGUUUUGGCCUGAAUAUCUACCUCACUCAGUUUUUAUUUGCAUCUAUUGAAAUGCCAAUGAAGGUCGGCAUUUAUUUCCUCCUAGAGAAAGUCGGUCGCAGGUCCAGUGAGGCGGGGGCCCUGUUGUUGACCGGCCUGUGUCUCCUGAUCAACAUGUUUGUCACAAAAGACUACGGGGCCAUUCGUACGUCGGUGGCGGUCAUCGGAAAAGCAUUGUCGGAAGCAUCAUUCACCAUCAUUUUCCUGUACACGACUGAACUCUAUCCAACAGUCGUGCGUCAGAAUGGCGUCGGCUACACGUCUUUCAUUGCGCGUCUCGGCGUCUCCGUGUCUCCACUUGUCAUGCUUUUGGAAGAUGUUUGGCACCUCCUCCCGUCGUUGAUUUACUGCGCAGGUGCAGUGGGCUCUGGUUUGGUCACUUUGCUCCUCAGAGAAACUCAUAACACCCCAUUGCCACAAUUCAUCGAGGACAUAGAGAAACCGAGGUCUGACUCGGGGAGUCCAAGAAGAAACACCCAGGAACCUCAAGUCCUUUGAUCAGAAUACUUCUGUUUCAAUAAAGGAUUUCAU